Paramuricea clavata is the source of this 3380-nucleotide messenger RNA. NCBI's taxonomy places the organism in Eukaryota, Metazoa, Cnidaria, Anthozoa, Malacalcyonacea, Plexauridae. The record is from the annotation of a GenBank genome assembly.
GAUCUUGAAUUACAGCUAUGCAUGGCUGAACUGAUUUGCCGUAUGUUGCCUGGUGAAAUGAGACAAUUGUAUGCACAAAUGUGGUUUAAGCAAUACCCGGGAUGUCGCGAUGACUUUAUCGCUAUUAGAGACGUUGAAUUUGAAACAGUAAGUACUCCCACAUUCUUCAAACAACAUUAAAUUGAUUAGCCUACUUGCUUGUAAAAGCUAUCGUGUGUUAAAAUAUUGGAUGCUUCAAAAUGUUUCUGAACUGUUUUAUUUAUUUUUCUUUGACAAUUUUGUUGGACUUUAGGACUGCCGAAAGUUUGUGAAUAACAUGAACGAAAGGCAACUUGAGAACAGAAGGUACAAAUCCACCGUUUGAUCAAUCAAAUAAUAGUGAAUAAUCUCAACAGGGGUGGAAAAAAUGGGCGAGCACUGCUCGCAGGAGAAAUGCUAAACAUCUGCAGGAAAUUCCUUUGAAUGAAGAUUUUCUAUUGAAAAUUUGAAGGAAACCUUAACACCCAUGUCCCACUAUGGGCGAACAACAGAGGUGUAACUUAACACUUUGCCCGCUUUCCCAGGGCAAGUGAAAAUAUCAUGACGUGCAAGUAAACGUUUUAUCUAACUUGCCCGAUUUGGGCAAGUUGCCUUCACAAAAAAGGUGGGCAUUAUUAAGUUUUUGUUUUCAUUGUCGGAUAUAUUUUUUAUAUAUAGUGCAGCAAGUGGUCAAAAAAGUAAAGUUACACCACUGAACAACAUAUGGUUGACAGACAUUAUUCCUUGAAUUUAAAACCUACAUGCAGAUUUAUCACAACAAUACUCCGUUGGUCUGCAGGAAAUUUUUGUCUCCAGGUUGUGCUCCCAAGAAUAAAACUUUUUCAUCAUGUUAUAGCUGUUCAUAUUAAGAUUGCAUCUAAUUAAGUGAUGCUGGAAUAGUUAACCUUCCCCCAGUUGAGUUCAGGGGGCGAUGUUGUGGUCAGGGCAAGGCCAGUUUUGGUGGAUAUUCUAUAUAUUGUACAUAUGUAUCAAUGUAUUUAUGAAUUAUUACUGUAUGACUCAUCCAAUUUAUUUUGUUCGUCAUUACAUUAGCGCAACAUUUCUUUCAAACAUUGCAUUAAAGGGUAUUUAACACGCAGAUGAAUGCUAUCACUUUUUCAAUUUUAUUUGUUACAACGUUAUAGACCCCAAGUAACACAUACAAAUUCAAUAACAAACACGAACGUUAAGUUUGAGUUAAAUAUUUACUUUCCUUUAUCAAUGACCUUUCCCAAGGGGAGGUGCAUGACUUUUUACGAGAGAUGCAAAAGAUCUUAGGGAGGUGCAAAAAGAUCUCAGGGGAGGUGGACACCUCCAUACCUCUUCUCAAAACCCUACCAUUAUUUAGGGUGAAGGGGGUUAGAGUCAUGGGUGGGGUGAGCGUCAGGUACUCACAAGGUCACAAGGUACUCUUAUAUGAUAAUAUACAUCAUAGAUUCAUGGGUAUAUAUCAUCACACGAAAGAAAAAAAACGGGUUGACAAUCAAAAUCACUGUAAUAUGUAUUUUAGUGUUCUUUGGCAAAUGAACUUACAAAGAACGCUUCGUACAACGGGUCACAAUCUAUUUUAGACAAACCCGACAAGCGUUAGGAUGGUGUUGUACAGUAGCCUAUCGUUUUUCCUGAAUUUAAUAUCUUUUCUUUCAUAGUGUUUACUCCGUUCUUUGCAAAGAAGUGUACCUUGGUUUGCAAAAGGUAAUACAUUUAGUUUGAAAAUAUAUGCUAACUAUUCUGUCAUUUAUAAUGUUCUUUUUUCUAAUUAUUCUUAAGGUGAACUGCCCCAGUGAUGAUGGCGAUAAUGGAAUGUUUUGGACUGACUUCAGUCUGGGAAGCAAAUCAAUUUCAUUUUUUGCCAUUGAUGACGAGGUAGAGUCAAUUACAGUUUUUGAACCAAUUCUGCGUCGGGAUGAAUUGUGGCCUGCAUGUCAGGCUCUAUGCUUGAAAUAGAGCCUGCUACUGAAGUCAAUAAAAAGUGGACAGUAAUUUGGAUGCACGCCCGCCCUUGUCUCCGCCCGCGCGCAGUUCUCCCGGCCUAAUUUUCCCGUCUGCAAAUUCUCCCCCCAAAAACUUGCUACGCAGGUUAGGAAGAACAUUUCAAAACUGGCGAAGCUACCAUUAUUUUGACGGUAUAAAUAAAGGUAGUUUAUCGUUAUAGUUUUCUUAUUUGUAGUCUUUUUGUUUUAGAACGACGUUUGGGAAACUGUUACGAUCAGGGAGGAUGCCGUUUUACAAACACAAAUAUUAGGUAAAUUAUAUAAUAAAUAUUAUAAUUAUUUUGUCAGAGAUGCUUUUUACUGUGUUAUGGAAAUGGGGAGAGGGGCGGGCUCUAAAGUCCUGAGCAAACUAGGAAACAUUGUUGUGGAAACAUUUGUGAUUCUCAAUGUUUCCACAAAUGUUUCCCUGUUUGCCCACGCGUGGAAACAUUAUCGCGGAAACAAAAUUUGCUUCCCGAGAAGCAAAAAUGUUUCCUAGCAAAUUCAGAAACAUUUGAUGUUUCCCUAUGUUUCUCACUAAUGUUUUCUAGUGUUUGCCCACUCUGGGAAACAUGGCGAAACAUUGGCAGGAAAUAAUGUUUCCGCAACAAUGUUUCCUAGUUAGCCCAGGGCUCUAAGAUUGCUUCCUACCAGAUCAACUUGGAUUCAUCCCUCAUUCCCUCAUCAUAUCACAAUUUUUCUGUUCUAUUUCAGAGAAGAAAGAAAGCCACGAAGCUAUUUUACUUGUCCAGCUCAAUAAACCUGCCUGUACCUUGUUGUUAUCUGUUGACCAGAGCGACGAAAAAUAUGUGAAAUUUAUUUACGACGAAAAGAAUAUCCUUUUAUUUCCUCGCUUUUUUUCGCCCAUAACGGUAAUAAAGAUGCACUGGAAGUCUCAAAUUUCAAUUCCCAACCUGCGAACUGGCGUACUCUGCCUUACGAAAUCAUAACGCCCUGAGGAGUACUACUUACUACCGCUUGGCACAACUGAAUUACAACAGCCCCAAGCAAGGCUUAUUUUAUGACUUUUUCAGUGGUCCACCAAAACUAGAAAAAUGAGGUAUUACUAUUAGAAGUACAUUCUAAAUUUCUGGGUGUUGCUACAACACCGAAAUCAUGUAAAUCAUUGCAGUUCUGUUGACACUGAUUUUGUAAUAUAUAUACAGAAUGAGCGGCCGUGUUAUAUUAGGAUAGAGUUAUUUUAAAAAUACAUCUGCUAGAUCGAGUGCUGUAGAUGCCCUUUUAAGCAUCAAAGAAAGAAACUCUUACUCUGAAAUGUCACAACCAUCUCAAAUUGACAGCGUUGUUUCUAACUUGUUCUUGUAGUUUAAAUGGAAAAACAUGGUCGCGAGUGAUUCUAGCUUGAUCAAUAGACUGUGUUCUGCUUAA